Messenger RNA from Didymella exigua CBS 183.55, 762 nucleotides. RefSeq lists its product as uncharacterized. The record is from RefSeq and is a predicted model, not a curated record. The annotation marks the transcript as partial. The transcript has a single exon. Lineage: Eukaryota; Fungi; Ascomycota; Dothideomycetes; Pleosporales; Didymellaceae.
AUGGCUCCGGACUUGAACUCAGUACCGGUGUCGCCACGCCCAAGCGUCACAAGCAACCCCUCGCAUACACAAGCUGGUGCUUCAAGCUCACGCCAGGCUUCUCGACGAACAUCGCAAAUCUACCCUAUGAGCCCACCACCACUCCCUCUGGCUUCACCAGGCGGUACGCUGCCACACGCAUCCCACACCCAUGCCUUCCCACCGCUUUCCCCGAACCUACCCAGCGCAGACGCAGGCAACAUCCCCAUGCGACACCCACGCCCCAUGACAGCCGCCGAGAUGCACCUCGAGCUCGAAAAGGAGCAAGAAGCCGUCGUCAACCGGCUGACGCGCGAGCUCUCCGCCCUGCGCGCGCAUUCCGCCUCCGUGGCAUCCACAACCUCGUCCAUCGCCUCCAACGCGCUGCUCGACGUCACAGAUCCCGCCGGCAGCGCAGCACACUCCGGCGCGCCCCUGCAAGGCGCCACGCACCCCACCUCCUCGCGGCGGCACCGCAGCAGCAGCAGUGUGAGCCGUAGCGGUGGCCUCCCGAUUCACAGCCUCCCGCAGAGUCACAGGCAUAGUGUCAGCAGUCAGCAGGGCAGCGUGGAGAUGCGCAGGAGCAGCAGCAUUGUGAGUACGCCGCGGUAUGAGGAGGUGGCACUUCACAGGGCGGAGCUGGAGGAGGUCAAGAGGGAGAACGAGGUGCUGAAGCAGAGGAUUAGGGAGUUGGAGAGGGCGAUUAGGGGCGGCGAGGAGGUCAGGGGAAGGAGUGGUGCACCG